Messenger RNA from Populus euphratica (Euphrates poplar), 575 nucleotides. Its product is annotated as probable E3 ubiquitin-protein ligase XERICO. Bases 1 to 495 code for a protein of 164 amino acids. Lineage: Eukaryota; Viridiplantae; Streptophyta; Magnoliopsida; Malpighiales; Salicaceae. The transcript has a single exon. The record is from RefSeq and is a predicted model, not a curated record.
AUGGCGGCUCUCUUGAACGCCUUCCCUCACCUCUACACCAUUUCCGUAUCCUUCUUCAAUCUCUUACUCCUCAAAGCCCUAUUUCUAAUCCGGUCCUUCGUCCCCGGAAGUGAGGUCACGAAUCCUGAUAAACUCUUUCGCAUAAUUUCCUCACAAUAUCUCAACAUCAUUGAAAAAACAAAUCCAACACUUCAUUACAGUGAAAAAAUCAGCCGGGCGCAAUAUAGAGAAUGUGCAGUAUGCUUAUCGGAAUUUACGGAAGGCGAAAGGGUUAGGAAAUUGAAAUGCGACCACACAUUUCAUCAGGAAUGUUUAGACAAAUGGUUACAACAAUCCAUGGCUACAUGCCCGCUUUGCAGGACUACGGUUUUGCCAGAUCAGAUUGUGGUCAAUUAUCAUCAGCUGCGAGAUAAUAUACUGAACGGUGGGAGCUAUGAUGAUACCAUUUUCCUGUUAUCUGCAUUGUAUGGCAGUAGUUUGGAAAAAAUAUUCUGACAUGGAUAAUUCAUUUCUCUUAGCAUAGACAGAUAUUGAUGUACAGUCAUAGAUACCUCACUUGUGACAGAAAUUAUUGC